AUGAGUUAUCUCACUCAGCGCAGGCCGCACAAUAUCCCGGAGGAUGAUGUCGAGGCUCAGGGCGCCAGCCGUUCGAAUGAACCCAACAUUCCAAGUGGGAGCGGUAGUGGAGGAGGCGGCCAGGGCGAGCAUGUCAAGUUCGGAGACAAUGAGCCGAGCAAGGGCGCCGACUUGGGUGAAUUCGAAGCGCUGGAUCGAUACAUAACCAAUUUCGAAGCGGAGCGCCGGGCCAGUCUCUCGGGCGAUUCGCAGCAGCGAGCGACUAAGAAGCCCAAGUGGUGGCAGUUCUGGAAAUCCGAGGAGGGCGAGCCAGCCGUUGAGCCGGCACCCAGCGACGUGGGAAAGCCACCGGACUCCUGGCUAGACACCGAUAUUCACCAAGGCGUGAGCAGCUCUGCGGUGGAAGAGCGUCGGAAGCGAUUUGGCUGGAAUGAACUCACAGCCGAGAAAGAGAACAUGUUCCAGAAAGUCCUGGGUUACUUUACAGGACCGAUUCUGUACGUCAUGGAACUUGCGGCUCUGCUUGCUGUGGGCCUCGGAGAUUGGAUCGACUUCGGUGUCAUCUGUGGUAUCCUUGCCCUCAAUGCCUUUGUCGGGUUCUACCAGGAGAAGCAGGCAGCGGAUAUCGUGGCGAGCUUGAAGGGUGACAUUGCCAUGAAGGCCCCGGUUGUGCGAGAUGGUGAGGAACAACAGAUCCUAGCCAGGGAGCUGGUGCCAGGUGAUAUCGUCAUCAUACAGGAGGGACAGACCGUCCCAGCAGACUGCCGGUUGAUAUGCGACUACUCUCGACCACAAGACUUCGAUAAGUACAAGGAGUUGAAGAAUGAGGAUAAAUUUGGCGAGGAAGACAAUGGUGGUAAUGGCAAUGAGAAGGCGGACAAGCCCAAAGAGAGCAGCGGCGGCAAGGAGAAGCAAGGUGAAGAUGACGAUGACGACGACGACGAGUCAGUCCAUGUCGGCGAACCCCUGGUGGCCUGCGACCAAUCGGCCAUCACUGGCGAAUCCCUCGCGGUCGACAAGUACAUGGGCGAUGUUGUCUAUUACACCACUGGUUGCAAACGCGGCAAAUCCUACGCCAUCAUCACCACGUCGGCGAGGUACUCGUUCGUCGGUCGAACUGCUUCCCUGGUCCAAGGCGCCAAGGACCAAGGCCACUUCAAGGCGGUCAUGGACAGCAUCGGAACGUCGCUACUGGUCCUCGUCAUGUUCUGGAUCUUGGUUGCCUGGAUUGGCGGCUUUUUCCACAACCUUCGAAUCGCCGAGCCAAACGUCCAAAACCUGCUCCAUUACACGUUGGUGCUGCUGAUCAUCGGCGUUCCUGUUGGUCUUCCGGUGGUGACAACAACCACCCUGGCUGUAGGGGCAGCGUACUUGGCGCAGCAGAAAGCGAUCGUUCAGAAGUUGACAGCGAUCGAGUCUCUAGCAGGUGUCAACGUUCUCUGCUCGGACAAGACCGGCACUCUUACUGCCAACAAGCUCAGCCUUCGUGACCCAUACGUCGUUGAGGGUCAAGAUGUGAACUUCAUGAUGGCAGUUGCAGCGUUGGCCAGUUCCCACAAUGUUGCCUCGCUGGAUCCGAUUGACAAAGUCACCAUCACGUCGCUCAAGCGCUAUCCUAAAGCACGGGAGAUCCUCCGCCAGGGAUGGAAGGUGGAUAAAUUCAUGCCUUUUGACCCGGUUUCGAAGCGCAUCACUAGCGAGUGCCGCUUGGGUAACGAUCGCUACGUCUGCGCGAAAGGAGCCCCAAGUGCGGUUCUCACUAUCACCAAUGUCAGCGACGACAUGCGCAGGUUGUACAAGGGCAAGACCAAGGAAUUUGCCCAGCGAGGGUUCCGCUCUCUUGGUGUCGCAUAUAAGAAGAACGACGAGGACUGGACUCUCCUUGGGCUGCUGUCCAUGUUCGAUCCACCACGUGAAGACACGGCGCAGACGAUCCUCGAAGCUGCACAUCUGGGUGUUCCGGUGAAGAUGUUAACCGGUGAUGCGACCGCUAUCGCCAAGGAAACUUGCAAAAUGCUCGGUCUCGGCACGAAGAUUUACAAUGCUGAUAAGCUGGUCCAUAGUGGCUUGACGGGGACUGUUCAACACGACCUUGUGCAACGUGCCGAUGGGUUUGCGGAAGUUUUUCCCGAGCACAAGUAUCAAGUGGUGGAAAUGCUACAGCAGCGCGGCUCUUUGACUGCAAUGACGGGUGACGGCGUGAAUGAUGCACCCUCCCUCAAAAAGGCCGAUUGUGGUAUUGCUGUAGAAGGCGCAUCCGAGGCCGCGCAAGCAGCGGCCGAUAUCGUGUUUCUGGCACCCGGUUUGAGCACUAUUAUCUUGUCCAUCAAGACCUCUCGUCAGAUCUUCCAACGGAUGAAAGCCUACGUGCAAUAUAGAAUUGCACUAUGUCUUCAUCUUGAGAUCUACCUGACGACAUCGAUGGUCAUCAUCAACGAGACCAUCCGCCCGGACCUGAUCGUGUUCAUCGCAUUAUUUGCCGACUUGGCUACGGUGGCCGUUGCUUACGAUAACGCACACGUCGAACAACGACCAGUGGAGUGGCAACUGAAGAAGAUAUGGGUUAUCAGUGUGAUCCUAGGGGCACUCCUGGCUCUGGGGACCUGGAUCAUUCGGGGCACGAUGUUCUUGCCAAAUGGUGGAAUAAUCGAGAACUUUGGGUCGAUCCAAGAAGUCCUAUUUCUGGAAGUGGCGUUGACUGAGAACUGGCUCAUCUUUGUCACCCGCGGCGGGCGAACAUGGCCAUCGUGGCAGCUUGUGGUCGCGAUUCUCGGCGUCGACAUCAUCGCGACCAUCUUCUGUCUCUUCGGAUGGCUGUCCGGCAGCGGCGGCGGCGUCAUGAGAACGACACCUCAAGACCACUUCAACAACUCGAACAACGGGUGGACGGACAUUGUGACGGUGGUUGUUGUCUGGCUGUACUCAUUUGGAGUCGUGGUGUUCAUCGCCAUCGUGUACCUGGCACUCAACCAAUUCGAAUGGAUAAACAACUUGGGACGGAAGGACCGCAACAAGAAGGACACGAAUAUCGAGAACAUCAUUGGCCAUAUCAACAAGCUUACCAUCGAGCGUGAGACGGACGACAAGACGGGUAAGGAUAGGUACUCGCUCGUCGAGAAAUCAACUGCCGAGGAAGAAGACCUGUGA
This is a messenger RNA of Anthostomella pinea, 3147 nucleotides long. Lineage: Eukaryota; Fungi; Ascomycota; Sordariomycetes; Xylariales; Xylariaceae. The record is from the annotation of a GenBank genome assembly.